AUGCCAUCGUCUACCCAGAUUCCUGCGACGAUGCGCGCAGCGCAAUGGCGCACCACCACCGGCAGUAUCGAGAAAAGCCUCAAGCUCGUCACCAACGCACCACUCCCCAAAACUGCCUCUUCACUUCCCAAGGGCUGCACGCUCGUGAAAGUGGCCUACGCCUCCAUCAACCACGACUACAAGCUCGCCGAAUUUCCCCUCGUCAACCGCAUCUUCCCCAACCCAGCGAUCCCCGGAGUGGACUACUCGGGCACCGUUGUCGUAACAACUCUCACCACGCUGCAACCUGACCAGCGUGUCUUUGGGAGGACAGAGAUGCACAAGUGUGGCACGCUGGCCGAGUACGUUGUGGUAGGAAAAUCAGGCAUCGUACCGGUCCCCGCCGACGUAUCGUUGAAGGAUGCGGCGUGUGUCGGUAUAUGUGGUGUCACGGCGCUACAAGCACUUGCUCCCUUCGUGAAAGAGGGAGACACGGUCUUGAUCAACGCAGGCAGCGGUGGCACCGGGAUGUUCGCUAUUCAAGUUGCUAAGGCUCUAGGCUGCGCCCGAGUUGUUGCCGUCUGUUCGGGGCGGAAUGCCGACUUUUGUCGGAGUCUUGGAGCUGAUGAUGUGAAUGACUACAGGAAGGGAGAUGUGGUAGACACGCUCAGGAAACGAGGGGAACAGUUUGAUUACAUACUGGAUACGGUGUUUCUGAAUACGGAGCUGUAUUGGCAAAGUCGCCAUUAUCUCGUUCCCAACGGGACCUACGUGGCGAUUGUAUUCGCAAACCCGGAGCACUCCCUACAAGUUGCCAGAUGGAUUGAGGAAGGCAAACUCAAGCCAGUGAUCGAGGAUGUCUUUGGCUUAGAGGAUGCUGGCGAGGCUUAUGCGAGGAUCAAGAGCGGAAAAGCAGCUGGAAAGCUGGUUAUCGCAGUUGGUGGCGACGAUGGCGCUGCGAUGUGA
Colletotrichum chrysophilum is the source of this 945-nucleotide messenger RNA. RefSeq lists its product as uncharacterized. The record is from RefSeq and is a predicted model, not a curated record. The transcript has 2 exons. Gene Ontology annotation, molecular function: zinc ion binding; oxidoreductase activity. Bases 1 to 945 code for a protein of 314 amino acids. NCBI's taxonomy places the organism in Eukaryota, Fungi, Ascomycota, Sordariomycetes, Glomerellales, Glomerellaceae.